AUGACGGACAUCGGCGUCCCUCAUCGCUCGAGCUCGACCCUGACCAGGGUCGAGCGUCUCGGCGCGCACUCGCACGUGCGAGGUUUAGGCCUGGACGACGGCUUGGAGGCGAGACGAUCGUCCCAAGGAUUGGUCGGUCAACUUCGAGCGAGAAAAGCGGCGGGGGUGAUCGCGAACAUGAUCAAAGACGGCACGAUCGCGGGUCGAGGGGUCCUGAUCGCGGGCGCGCCGGGAACGGGGAAGACGGCGAUCGCGAGAGGGAUGGCGAAGACGCUGGGGGACGAGACGCCGUUCGCGAGCAUGGCGGCGAGCGAAAUUUACUCCAUGGAAAUGUCAAAGACGGAAGCGUUGACGCAGGCGUUUCGCCAGGCGAUCGGGGUGAGAAUUAAGGAGGAGACGGAAAUAAUCGAGGGUGAGGUGGUGGAGAUCGAGAUCGAUCGCCCGGUCGGGGCCAUGGCGAAGGCGCACGCGAAGACGGGAAAGCUGACGAUGAAGACGACCGACAUGGAGACGGUGUACGAUCUCGGAACGAAGAUGAUCGAGGCUAUCAGUAAGGCCAAGGUGAACGCCGGGGACGUUAUCAGCAUCGAUAAAGCGAGCGGACGCGUCACCAAGCUUGGGCGCUCGUUCUCCAAGUCGCGAGACUACGACGCCAUGGGCGCGUCGACCAAGUUUGUCGCGUGUCCCGAGGGCGAACUUCAGAAGCGUCAGGAGGUGGUGCACACGGUUUCGUUGCACGAAAUCGAUGUUAUCAACUCCCGCGCGCAGGGUUACCUCGCUCUGUUCGCCGGGGACACCGGGGAGAUCCGCGCGGAGGUUCGCGAACAAAUCGACAACAGGGUGUCCGAGUGGAAAGAAGAGGGCAAGGCUGAGAUCAUUCCGGGCGUUCUCUUCAUCGACGAGGUACACAUGCUGGACAUUGAGUGCUUUUCCUUUCUCAACCGCGCGCUUGAGAACGAAUUGGCGCCGAUUUUAGUCGUCGCCACCAACCGUGGCAUCACAAAGAUUCGAGGCACUGACUAUCGCUCGCCGCACGGCAUCCCCGUCGAUCUUCUCGAGCGGCUGUUGAUCAUCCACACCCAGCCGUACGAUGAACGUGAAUCCAAAGCGAUCUUAGAGAUUCGAUGCGAGGAGGAGGACGUGGAUAUGAGCGACGACGCCAAGGACUUGUUGUGCAAAAUUGCGUGCGAGACGAGUCUGCGAUACGCGAUCCAACUCAUCUCCGCCGCUUCUCUUCGCGCGAGUAAGAGGAAAUCCGCCAAAGUGGACAUAGAUGAUGUCUCCAAGGUGUACGGGAUGUUCUUGGACGUCAAGCGAUCGACGCAGUUCAUGAUUGAUAACCAAGCCGAGUUCGUCUUCAACGAGGCCGCCAUGGUGAAUUGA
Molecule: messenger RNA, 1383 nt
Organism: Ostreococcus tauri
Lineage: Eukaryota; Viridiplantae; Chlorophyta; Mamiellophyceae; Mamiellales; Bathycoccaceae
Product: P-loop containing nucleoside triphosphate hydrolase
Exons: 1
Coding region: 1-1383 (460 amino acids)
Biological process (GO): chromatin remodeling; regulation of transcription by RNA polymerase II; box C/D snoRNP assembly
Cellular component (GO): NuA4 histone acetyltransferase complex; Swr1 complex; R2TP complex
Molecular function (GO): ATP hydrolysis activity; DNA helicase activity; ATP binding
Source: RefSeq, a predicted model, not a curated record